Molecule: messenger RNA, 3489 nt
Organism: Drosophila innubila
Lineage: Eukaryota; Metazoa; Arthropoda; Insecta; Diptera; Drosophilidae
Gene: NaPi-III
Product: sodium-dependent phosphate transporter 1
Exons: 7
Coding region: 949-2988 (679 amino acids)
Biological process (GO): phosphate ion transmembrane transport
Cellular component (GO): membrane
Molecular function (GO): phosphate transmembrane transporter activity
Source: RefSeq, a predicted model, not a curated record
AAGCAAGCCGGUGGUCGAGCUGUGCGCGCGCUUUCAUUACGCUUCAAGUUUUCAUCAAAUAAAUUGUGAUUUAAAACAGUGCUGCUAUUCAAACAUGGUGAAUAUCUCUCUGACGUGGAAACAAUUAUGCUGUCCUAAACGUCAGUUAAUCAACUCAACAACCAUCAGCUCCUAUUCAACAUAACAAGAAACUUUUGCGCAACAACAAAAAACACAACAACACUAACUCCACUAAAUCAACAACAACAACAUCCAGUCGAAGGCGACGAUAUAACUCGAACAACAACAACUGUAGCUUUGAUUGGUCAUCAAGGGAUUAAUAAUUAGUUGGAGUUUGACGUUAGUCCAAUCAGAAAUCGAGAGCAGGAGAAAGCGAUAAGCUUUUAUUUAUAUUGAUUACUAGUAUAGUGUCCAGUUUUGCCUGUCUUUUGAGUUAGUUUUUAAAUAAUUUAUUUGCAUACUUUUAGGCUUGUAGCUGAGAGUGAAAGCUCAGCUUUACAGAGGGAGGCUCAAUAAUAACCCAAGGACUUUAAAUCCGUGCGUGUGUGUGUGUCUGUCCGUGUGUAUCCUCCCACAACGCGAGUGUACUUCAAUUUUCAUUAUGAAAAUUACAACAAUGAAGUCUAAGCGCAAAUAUGGCUGUUUAGAGAAUAUUUGAAAAGAAUUUUUCAAUUAUUAAUAAUUAAGAUUAUUUUCAUAUAUCAUUUAUUAUUGUAGUCUUGUAUUUUUUUGUAAUUUCUUUAUUGCACAAACAAAUCCCAAUAUUUAUUUUUCCUUACAUUCCCCAUACACAAGAAAUUUAAAUACCAAAUAGUUUGAGUUCAGUUCAGACAGUUAGAAAGCGUGUGAGAGUAUAGUAAGGGUGUUUUUUUUUAUAUAAGUAAAAGUAUUUAGUGGCGUUUAAAGUAACAACAAGAAAAACAACUGCUGUUAAAAUAAAAAUCAAGCAUGGAGGCUUACUCGCCAGAUUUGCUAUGGAUGGUCGUUAUCGGCUUUCUUAUUGCAUUUGUUUUGGCCUUCGGCAUUGGCGCUAAUGAUGUGGCCAACUCUUUCGGCACCAGCGUGGGAUCCGGCGUUUUAACCAUACGUCAGGCUUGCGUUUUGGCAACAAUAUGUGAAAUUUCAGGCGCUGUUUUAAUUGGCUACAAGGUGUCGGAUACGAUGCGCAAGGGAAUACUCGAGGUGAGCCUAUACGAGGGCUCUGAGGAUGUGCUUAUGUUGGGCUGUGUCUCGGCGUUGGCGAGCAGUGCCGCUUGGUUGCUGGUGGCCACAUUUCUUAAGUUGCCCAUAUCGGGUACGCACAGUAUUGUUGGAUCUACAAUUGGCUUCUCUCUGGUGGCACGUGGCGUACAGGGUCUUAAGUGGUCCACGCUGGGCACCAUUGUCGGCUCGUGGUUCAUUUCGCCAGUGAUGAGCGGUGUGGUUAGCAUUCUACUAUUUUUGGCCAUACGUCGGUUCAUUUUGCGCGCUAAAGAGCCUCUUAAGGCCGGAUUCCGUUCGCUGCCAAUAUUUUAUGGAGCCACGUUCUUCAUCAAUGUUAUUAGCGUGGUUCUUGAUGGACCCAAGUUGCUUUAUAUGGAUAACAUACCCACUUGGAUAGCGUUGACCGCCAGCGUGGGUCUGUCCCUGUUGGUGGCGCUGUUGACACAGUUGGUGGUGGUGCCGUUGCAGCGACGUUCAAUUGCCAAAAAGCUCCGCGCUCAGAAUCCCGUCAAGUUCAAUUUCGAGGACUCUGUGGAAUCAUCGCCAUCUGGCAGCCCCAAGAAACAACGCCGUCCACUUUCGCUGGUCAGCGAGGGUAAACCAUUGCCGGCUAUUGCCGAAAUCACCGAGCUGGUAUCGCUCAGCGACAACUCUCCGAAGACCUUUAAGCUGGCUCCGUACGGCCUUGCCGCGAAGAAUAAUAAUGCGCCUGGUGAGGAUUAUAAAAUCAAUCCCGAGCUCAUUCGCAAGGCUGAGGAUCUGUUGGGCAAGGCUAGCCUGGAUAACACCGAUCUUACCGUCACCAGUUUGAACUACAUCGAUGAGCAACAGCAGAUGCAGCAACAGCAAAAUCGCAUUAAGCUCCAAGAAUGUUUUAAGCGCGUCCAGUCGCCCAAAGAAGAGCACAAGCAGCCACAACAACAAUUGGCCAGCGCAGCAGCUGUCAAUCCAAAUGCCACAACAAAUAACAAUCUGCAGGUGGUGGAAAGUGCCGGAAGUCUGGAUCUAAUGAUCAGUUCAACAUUGUCGCCCAACUCCAGUAAAGUGCCGCUUAUCGAGAGCAAAGAGGCGCUCAAUGAGCAGGAAGAGGAGUUUAAACGAGCUGCCGAUCGACGUGCCAGCAGUGCCGAGGAAACCCAAGAGGUCUCAAUGCUCUUCUCAUUUCUGCAGAUCCUUACGGCCACCUUUGGCAGCUUUGCACACGGUGGCAACGAUGUGAGCAAUGCAAUUGGACCUCUCAUCGCUCUCUAUAUGAUCUAUCGUGAGGGUUCGGUAAUGCAGAAGGCGGAAAGUCCAAUUUAUAUACUAAUCUACGGUGGCGUUGGCAUCUCUGUGGGUCUUUGGCUGUGGGGACGACGUGUUAUUGAGACCAUUGGCAAUGAUCUAACAAAGAUCACCUCAUCGACUGGCUUCACAAUUGAAAUAGGCGCCGCCAUCACCGUACUGCUGGCCAGCAAAAUUGGUUUGCCCAUUUCGACAACACACUGUAAAGUCGGUUCGGUGGUCUUUGUGGGGCACGUGAGUUCAGCGGGACGCAAGAAGCAGCAAUUGCAGGAGGGAACUGAAACAACAGAAACAGAAACAGCAGCGGCAGCAGCAGCAAGAGCAGCAACAACAGCUGGACAGCCAAAUGUGACACCAAUGGAGGAUGGCAGUGUUGAUUGGCAUUUGUUCCGGAACAUUGCCUAUGCCUGGAUAGUCACUGUACCCGUAACCGCAUUACUUAGUGCCGGCAUGAUGUACGUGCUCUGUGCUCUGGCUGUGGAUGAUAUGGGUCAGGCCUAAGGCUCCAUUCAAUUAUUAAUUGUAAAAGCUAAUUAAUGUUUCGUAAUUGUACAAGUUUGAAAACGCCAUACUAAAAGACAAAUGAAUAUCCUAAAAACAAAACGUAAGAAAAAAAAAGAACAAAUUUAAACUUAACUAAAUUACUCACAUAACUAAGCAAAAAGUUGAGAAAAGAUAAAGAAGCAUUUUACUUAACGUCUAGAACGUCUGAUCGUAACGGAUAUAAUUGGUAUUACUUAGAUAUUGUUUAUUAUAUAUGGAUAUUGUAAACAAAACCAACAAAGCACACACAGAAAAAUUCCCUUUGUUUACCUUUGUUUUCGACCACAAAAAAGCAAGAUCCUAAAGCUUAAAAAUAAUAUGAUGUCCAGUGCAAUUGUUUAUCACAUACAAAUGAACCAAAUUUUAUUCAAAUUUCUUUAAACAUUUUACAUUUGAUACAAUAUCAAUGCAAUAGAGCAAAACCUAUGAAUAAAAUACAAACUACUACAAAAAAGCACA